AUGAAGCUGGGACUCCUCUGUGCUCUGCUGUCUCUGCUGGCAGGGCAUGGCCGGGCAGACACCCGGGCCAUCGGGGCCGAGGAAUGUCGCCCCAACUCCCAGCCUUGGCAGGCCGGCCUCUUCCACCUCACCCGGCUCUUCUGUGGGGCCACCCUCAUCAGUGACCGCUGGCUGCUUACAGCUGCCCACUGCCACAAGCCGUAUCUGUGGGUCCGCCUUGGAGAGCACCACCUCUGGAAAUGGGAGGGUCCAGAGCAGCUGUUCCGCGUCACGGACUUCUUCCCCCACCCUGGCUUCAACAAGGACCUCAGUGCCAAUGACCACAAUGAUGACAUCAUGCUGAUCCGUCUGCCCAGGCAGGCACGUCUGAGUCCUGCUGUGCAGCCCCUCAACCUCAGCCAGACCUGUGUCUCCCCAGGCACGCAGUGUCUCAUCUCAGGCUGGGGGGCCGUGACCAGCCCCAAGGCGCUGUUUCCAGUCACACUGCAGUGUGCCAACAUCAGCAUCCUGGAGAACAAACUCUGUCACUGGGCAUACCCGGGCCACAUCUCGGACAGCAUGCUCUGUGCGGGCCUGUGGGAGGGGGGCAGAGGUUCCUGCCAGGGUGACUCUGGGGGCCCCCUGGUUUGCAACGGAACCUUGGCAGGUGUGGUAUCCGGGGGUGGUGAGCCCUGCUCCAGACCCCGGCACCCCGCAGUCUACACCAGCGUAUGCCACUACUUAGACUGGAUCCAAGCAACCAUGGAGAACUGACCCCUCGCGCCUCGGGGGCACCUUGGAAACCCAAGAGAGGCCGCAGGGCACGGGGUAGGCGGUUCCCGAAGGGUUCCAGCCUCAAUGGUGCCCACCCUUGAUCUCCAGCUGCCCUGAGACCCCGCCCCUGAGGCUCCGCUUCCUCACAAGGUCAACCCAAGACACAGUCGCGCCCCCCUCAGAACGGAGCAGGGACACGCCCUUCAGAGCCCGGUUCUACCACGGACAACUGUCACUGCUCUCUUGGAACAGCACAGCCUGUGGCUCCGCCCCAAGGAAUCACGUACACAAAAUAGCUCCGCCCCUCAGAACUUUGUCCAAUGGGACUUCCUCUCGGGACUCCACCCCUUGUGUCCCCGCCUCCUGCACCAGAGAUCCCGCCCCGCCCCAUGAGGUCAGGGGCGCAGUUCCUGCGCCCACGUGGAGCUCGGGCUCCGCCCCUCGUGGCCCAGACGCAAGUGUCCUAGGUUUGAAUCCUGGCGGGGACUUGAGGGGAAAUUGAGGGAGGGUCUCGAUACCUUUAGAGCUAAUGGAUGAUUUUACAGUAAACAUGAAA
Messenger RNA from Callithrix jacchus (white-tufted-ear marmoset), 1309 nucleotides. It is a transcript of the gene KLK9, whose product is annotated as kallikrein related peptidase 9. Lineage: Eukaryota; Metazoa; Chordata; Mammalia; Primates; Cebidae. Gene Ontology annotation, molecular function: serine-type endopeptidase activity. The record is from RefSeq and is a predicted model, not a curated record. Gene Ontology annotation, cellular component: secretory granule. Gene Ontology annotation, biological process: proteolysis.